Molecule: messenger RNA, 1107 nt
Organism: Drechmeria coniospora
Lineage: Eukaryota; Fungi; Ascomycota; Sordariomycetes; Hypocreales; Ophiocordycipitaceae
Product: cell lysis protein-like protein
Exons: 6
Coding region: 1-1107 (368 amino acids)
Source: RefSeq, a predicted model, not a curated record
AUGGCUGACUCUUUUGACGCGACAUCGGCCGUCAACGGUAGCUCAUUCGCUGCCACGUCCAAGAUGAGUACGUUUUCACAUGUCAUCGGCAACCCACAUGCCCCUGACAUGUACAAGAACGUGUCGAAUGGGCCGCUUGCACAGGAUGCCAAGAACGAAGCUGCAAAGGCCUCGGCUGACCUCUCCAACCUCGCCGCUUCCCGCAAGUCGUCCACCGUCCCUGCUGCCAAUGGCCAACCCAUGACGCACUACCACUCCUUCUUCUCGGAGCUCCUGUCGUGGAAGAACCCUCGUGCUUCUGCCAUCGCCUAUGCCUCGAUCGUCUCCCUCAUCUUUGCCGCCAGGUACCUCGACGUCAUUCGCUGGGCCUUGAAGCUGUCCUGGAUGACGCUCGCCGUCACCAUCAGUGCCGAGGCUGCCGGGAAGCUCGUCCUGAACCACGGCCUCGCCACCCAGAUGCGUCCCCGCCGAUACUACACCGUCUCGCGAGCGACCCUUGAUAGAAUCAUUGGUGACGCCCACGAGCUUGUCAACUUCUUCAUCAUCGAGGGCCAGCGAAUUCUCUUCGCCGAGAACAUCGCUACUUCUUCCGCCGCGGCCAUGGCUGCCUUCAUCUCCUAUUUCCUCGUCAAGCUGGUCCCCUACUGGGCUCUCGCUCUCAUCGGAACCACCGUUGCCUUCCUGGCGCCCCUCAUCUACUCCUCCAACAAGGAGCUCAUCGACCACCACCUCAAGAACGCCUCCGAUGUCAUCAACGCCCAAACCGCCCAGGUCCGCACCGUUGCUCAGAAGCAGGCUGGUCAGUUGACUGCCAUGGGAAAGCAGUAUGCCGGCGACUACACUGGCAAGGUCCAAGAGAUGCUCCGUGGCCGCAGCGCCUCCCCGGCCGCCUCGACGAAGCCUGCCCCCGUCACCAAGAGCCCCCAGCCCCCCGUCUCUGCUAAGAAGACUGAGAUGCCCAUCCCUGCCAAGAAGCCCGAGUUUCCCGCCCCCCCGACGGAGGAGCCCCGAAAGGUCGCUCUGCCCGACCUCGGCGACGCAGCAGGCGCUGGCCUCAAGAAUUCUGCUCCUGUUGCGGCCGAGAAGCAGCCGCUGGUGGCUCUCUAG